UUCACCCACAAACGUUACAUAUUCCAAAAAUGCCGUUCAAGAGGUACGUUGAGAUCGGGAGAGUGGCUCUCGUUAACUACGGAAAAGACUACGGCAAGUUGGUUGUCAUCGUUGAUGUCGUAGACCAAGACAGAGCACUUGUUGAUGCCCCAGAUAUGGUGAGAGGCCAAAUGAACUUCAAGAGGCUUACAUUAACAGAUAUCACAAUUGACAUUCCCCGUGUUCCAAAGAAGAAGACAUUGAUUGAAGCUAUGGAGAAGGCUGAAGGCUGGUAAGGAUGAUAAUUUUACUGGCA
Hibiscus syriacus is the source of this 295-nucleotide messenger RNA. RefSeq names its product 60S ribosomal protein L14-2-like. Gene Ontology annotation, molecular function: structural constituent of ribosome; RNA binding. The record is from RefSeq and is a predicted model, not a curated record. Lineage: Eukaryota; Viridiplantae; Streptophyta; Magnoliopsida; Malvales; Malvaceae. Gene Ontology annotation, biological process: ribosomal large subunit biogenesis. The coding region runs from base 30 to 275 and encodes 81 amino acids. Gene Ontology annotation, cellular component: cytosolic large ribosomal subunit. The transcript has 3 exons.